Molecule: messenger RNA, 1233 nt
Organism: Lepus europaeus (European hare)
Lineage: Eukaryota; Metazoa; Chordata; Mammalia; Lagomorpha; Leporidae
Gene: MTFR1L
Product: mitochondrial fission regulator 1 like
Exons: 7
Coding region: 355-1233 (292 amino acids)
Biological process (GO): mitochondrial fission; aerobic respiration
Cellular component (GO): mitochondrion
Source: RefSeq, a predicted model, not a curated record
CAGUCUGGGGUCCACGUUCUAUCUUAAUGUCUCUAGCCAGCCAGUUUUAAUCAUAGGACCGAAGUGUUUGGGAAAAUGCCUGCAGCUGUUGCAUCAGGCCCACCGGAGGAAGUGGCCGUAAGGAUUUGAGACAGGCACUGGGGCGCGUAUGGAAGGCUUGGACUGGGGUGUGGAGGCAGCGACACCUGGGCCAGCCCGGGGCCCUUCCUCGGUCCAGCUUCCCUUCCCCGACACCUCCUUUCCCAAGGGAAGGAAAGUCGGGCAUUCCUCAAGAUGGCCUGAUGUGCAGGCGCCACACCUCCCGCCUCUCCCUGCUGCCGUGGCUGCCCUGUCCAAGCGCAGGAGCUGGCUGCAAUGUCGGGAAUGGAAGCCAAUGUGACUAUCCCAAUCUGGCAAAACAAGCCUCACGGAGCUGCCCGAAGUGUGGUGAGGAGAAUUGGGACCAACCUUCCCUUGAAGCCAUGCCCCCGGGCAGCCUUUGAGACCCUGCCCAACAUCUCUGACCUGUGUUUGAGAGAUGUGCCCCCAGUCCCUACCCUGGCUGACAUUGCCUGGAUCGCUGCAGAUGAAGAGGAGACGUACGCCCGGGUCAGGAGUGACACACGCCCCCUGAGGCACACCUGGAAACCCAGCCCUCUGAUGGUCAUGCAGCGCAAUGCCUCAGUGCCCAACCUGCGCGGAUCUGAGGAAAGGCUCCUGGCCCUGAAGAAGCCAGCGCUGCCUGCCCUGAGCCGCACCACUGAGCUGCAGGACGAGCUGAGUCACCUGCGCAGCCAGAUUGCCAAGAUAGUGGCAGCUGAUUCAGCUUCGGCUUCGUUAACGCCAGAUUUCUUAUCUCCAGGAAGUUCAAAUGUUUCUUCUCCUUUGCCUUGUUUUGGAUCCUCAUUCCACUCUACAACUUCCUUUGUCAUUAGUGACAUCACUGAGGAGACUGAGGUAGAGGUCCCUGAGCUCCCAUCAGUCCCUCUGCUUUGUUCUGCCAGCCCUGCAUGUUGUAAAACAGAACACAAGGCUACCUGUAGCUCCUCUGAAGACGAUGACUGCAUCUCUCUGUCCAAGGCCAGCAGCUUUGCAGACAUGAUGGGUAUCCUGAAGGAUUUUCACCGAAUAAAACAGAGCCAAGAUUUGAACCGGAGUUUAGUGAAGGAAGAAGACCCUGCUGUUCUUAUCUCUGAGGUCCUAAGGAGGAAGUUUGCUCUGAAGGAAGAAGAUAUUAGUAGAAAAGGAAACUGA